Molecule: messenger RNA, 1540 nt
Organism: Coffea eugenioides
Lineage: Eukaryota; Viridiplantae; Streptophyta; Magnoliopsida; Gentianales; Rubiaceae
Product: pathogenesis-related homeodomain protein-like
Exons: 9
Coding region: 104-1540 (478 amino acids)
Biological process (GO): regulation of DNA-templated transcription; chromatin organization
Cellular component (GO): nucleus
Molecular function (GO): DNA binding; chromatin binding
Source: RefSeq, a predicted model, not a curated record
CAUUCUGCUUUAAGCAGAGAUGUUUCAAAGGUUGAAGUAACGCAAAUCAAGUUGCCCUCUAUCACGAAAGAUAAAAAGUUGACUUUCAUUGACGUAGACAAGCAUGUCUAUAAACACAUACAUUAUGGUUAUGUAUAUAUAUUUGUUCUCCCUUAGUCGAGAGAAGAUUAAGCCAGAAAAAGAACUGGAAAGGGCCAAGAAGCAAAUAUUGAAAUGCAAACUUGGAAUACGUGAAGCCAUUUGCCAGUUGGAUGGGCUUAGCUCUGUUGGACAUAUCGAAGAUUCAGCUGUUGCUCCAGAUGGAUCAGUUCAUCAUGAACAUAUAAUAUGUGCAAAAUGCAAGUUGCGUGAAGCUUUCCCUGAUAAUGAUAUCGUACUAUGCGACGGGACAUGCAAUUGUGCUUUUCACCAAAAAUGUCUCGAUCCACCUCUGUCUACUGAAAACAUUCCUCCAGGAGAUGAAGGCUGGUUUUGUAGAUAUUGUAAGAGUAAGAUGGAAAUAUUGGAAGUUACAAAUGCUCAUCUUGGGACCAACUUCCCCUUGGACAGCAAUUGGCAGGAUAUCUUCAAGGAAGAAGCUGCUUUAUUAGACGGCAAGGAGUCCUUGCUGUGCCCGGAAGAGGAAUGGCCAUCUGAUGACUCUGAAGAUGUUGACUAUGAUCCAGAAGGAAGGGAGUUUCAUAGUCCUAACAGCAUGUCUGGCUCUGGAUCUGAUUCUAGUGUUGAUGCUAGCAGUUCCAACAGUUUAAGUUCAAUUGAAGAUGACGUUCUCUUGCUUUCUGAAAGACUAGAUAAGAGGCACAUGGUCUCUGAAGGUAAUAUUGCUGGAGUAGAAUCGGAUGAAGCAACUGAUUGUGAAGUUCUAUCUGGUCCAAGACAGCGAAAAGCUGUGGAUUAUAUAAAGUUACAUGAUGAAAUGUUUGGAAAGAAUGCUGUUGUGAGUGAACAAAUUAGUGAAGAUGAAGAUUGGGGUCCUUGUAGAAGAAAACAUAGAGGAAAAGAGUCUAAUGUGGAAAGUACUGUUGUCACUACUGGGGAUAACCCUGGCACCUCUGCAGAAGUGAAAAAGAAACUAUCAAGUGGGAGAAGUAAAAGGCCAAUUUUCAGAUUUCCUCGACAUGUGGUUGAGAAACUUCGUGUUGUGUUUGCAGAGAAUGAACUUCCUUCUAGAACUAUCAGGGAUAAUCUUUCAAGGCAGCUAGGUCUCGAAUCUGAGAAGGUAAACAAAUGGUUCAAGAAUGCACGUUACCUUGCACUGAAAGCUAGAAAGAAAGCAAAAAGACUUAAUGCUUCUGGUCCAACAGUGUCAAAAGAAUCUGUGUCACGUAGUGGAGAGGACAAAUCUGCUGAUCCAGUGACAUCAGAGAAUGUUGCUAUAGAGCAUGAACUGGAAUCUCCUGGUUUGAAGAGUUCCAGCAGGAGAAAGACUGCACACCUAAUGGCCAGUGCUUUCACAAGAAAGAGGCAUAAGACUGCACUACCCCCAACCAACAACAAGGUCCUGAAUGCAAUUUCCAAUGUGACCAUGGUGAAAGUCUAA